Messenger RNA from Argentina anserina (silverweed cinquefoil), 1281 nucleotides. RefSeq names its product disease resistance protein Roq1-like. NCBI's taxonomy places the organism in Eukaryota, Viridiplantae, Streptophyta, Magnoliopsida, Rosales, Rosaceae. Gene Ontology annotation, molecular function: ADP binding. The coding region runs from base 1 to 1281 and encodes 426 amino acids. The record is from RefSeq and is a predicted model, not a curated record. Gene Ontology annotation, biological process: signal transduction; defense response. The transcript has 4 exons.
AUGGCCAUAGGUAUGAAACUGAGCUCAUCCAAGAAAGUAUCAGAACAGGGUGCAGACACCCGAGUGGGAUUCAUCUCCCAUUUGUACGAUGAACUUGCGUACUGGCAAGCAAUCAGGACUUUCAAGGAUGAUAGAGAGCUACAAGUUGGAGCAAGUAUCUCUCCGGAGCUACUUAGCGCAAUCGAACAGUCUCAUCUUGCCAUCGUUGUCCUCUCACCAAACUAUGCUACUUCUGGGUGGUGCUUGGAUGAACUUGCCAACAUCAUUGAAUCCAUGGAAACAAGGAAUAACACAAUCCUGCCCGUCUUCUUUCAUGUGGAUCUGUGCCAUGUACGGUACCAAAGGGGAAGCUUUGCUCAAGCUUUUGCCAAGCAUGAAGAAAGAUAUGGUAAUGGCACAGAUAAGUUGAACAAGUGGAGAGCAGCUUUAGCAAAAGUAGCCAGUCUGUCUGGAUGGGAUUUGAAGAAUUAUGAAUCUGAGAGAGAGCUCAUCAAAGUCAUUGUCAAAUGUGUAUGGAGUAAGGUGCGUCCUACAAUUACAUUGUUAAACUCCACAGACAAGUUAGUUGGAAUUGAUUUUAGACUUGUGGAAUUGGGUAUUCUGUUAGCUCCUGAGGCAAAUGAUGUUCGGUUUAUAGGGCUAUGUGGUAUGAGUGGGAUUGGUAAGACAACCCUGGCUAAGCUAGUAUAUGAGAGAAUUUCUCAUCAGUUUGAAGUCAGCAAGUUUCUUUCUAAUGUUAGAGAGGUGUCUUUGAAACAUGGCACUCUAGUUGAACUUCAAAAGCAGCUUCUUUCCCCAAUUUUGAAGGAAAAAAUUGCACAAAUUUGGGAUGAACAAGAAGGAACCUCUUUUACUAGGAAAUGCUUGUUUAAUAAAAAGGUUCUUCUGAUUGUUGAUGAUGUUGAUCAUUGUUGGCAACUCGAAAUAUUGGUUGGAAAUAAAUCUUGGUUUGGUAAUGGAAGCAGAAUUAUUGUUACAAGUAGAGAUAAACGUCUCCUUAUUGAGCGAGACAUAGAGACACUCUAUGAAGUUGAAAGAUUGAGUCCCAAUAAAUCUCUUGAGCUAUUCAGCCAAAAUGCAUUCUGUAAAGAUAAGCCUGAGGAAGAUUUUGCACAGAUGUCAGAGUGUUUUGAAGAUUAUUCAAAAGGGCUUCCAUUAGCUCUUAAAGUUUUGGGCCGUUCUUUGUAUAAAAGAGAUAUAGGUGCAUGGAAAAGUGCAUUGGAUAAACUAAAGAAAAAUCCUGUUCCAGCAAUUUUUGAUACCCUCAAAUUGAGUUUAUGA